Molecule: messenger RNA, 6429 nt
Organism: Loxodonta africana (African savanna elephant)
Lineage: Eukaryota; Metazoa; Chordata; Mammalia; Proboscidea; Elephantidae
Gene: CACNA1B
Product: calcium voltage-gated channel subunit alpha1 B
Exons: 45
Coding region: 1-6321 (2106 amino acids)
Biological process (GO): calcium ion import across plasma membrane; chemical synaptic transmission
Cellular component (GO): voltage-gated calcium channel complex; neuronal cell body; membrane
Molecular function (GO): high voltage-gated calcium channel activity; calcium ion binding
Source: RefSeq, a predicted model, not a curated record
AUGGUCCGCUUCGGGGACGAGCUGGGCGGCCGCUAUGGGGGCGCCGGCGGCGGGGAGCGGGCCCGGGGCGGCGGGGCCGGCGGGGUGGGCGGCCCGGGCCCGGGGGGACUGCAGCCCGGCCAGAGGGUCCUCUACAAGCAGUCGAUCGCGCAGCGCGCGCGGACCAUGGCGCUGUACAACCCCAUCCCGGUCAAGCAGAACUGCUUCACCGUCAACCGCUCGCUCUUCGUCUUCAGCGAGGACAACGUCGUCCGCAAAUACGCCAAGCGCAUCACGGAGUGGCCUCCGUUUGAAUACAUGAUCCUGGCCACCAUCAUCGCCAACUGCAUCGUGCUGGCCCUGGAGCAGCACCUCCCUGACGGGGACAAGACGCCCAUGUCCGAGCGACUGGACGACACGGAGCCUUACUUCAUCGGCAUCUUUUGCUUUGAGGCGGGCAUCAAGAUCAUUGCCCUGGGCUUCGUCUUCCACAAGGGCUCCUACCUGCGCAACGGCUGGAAUGUCAUGGACUUUGUGGUGGUGCUCACAGGGAUCCUGACCACAGCUGGCACUGACUUCGACCUGCGGACACUGCGAGCUGUGCGUGUGUUAAGGCCCCUGAAGCUGGUGUCUGGAAUUCCGAGUUUGCAGGUGGUGCUCAAGUCCAUCAUGAAGGCUAUGGUCCCGCUCCUGCAGAUUGGGCUGCUUCUCUUCUUCGCCAUCCUCAUGUUUGCCAUCAUCGGCCUCGAGUUCUACAUGGGAAAAUUCCAUAAGGCCUGUUUCCCCAAUAGCACAGAUGCAGAGCCUGUGGGAGACUUCCCCUGUGGCAAGGAGGCCCCGGCCCGGCUGUGUGAGGAAGACAUGGAGUGCCGGGAGUAUUGGCCGGGGCCCAACUUUGGCAUCACCAACUUUGACAACAUCUUGUUUGCUGUCCUGACGGUGUUCCAGUGCAUCACCAUGGAGGGCUGGACUGACAUCCUCUACAACACCAAUGACGCGGCUGGUAACACCUGGAACUGGCUCUACUUCAUCCCCCUCAUCAUCAUUGGCUCCUUCUUCAUGCUCAACUUGGUACUGGGCGUGCUCUCUGGAGAGUUUGCCAAAGAGCGUGAGAGGGUGGAGAACCGUCGUGCCUUCUUGAAGCUCCGCCGACAGCAGCAGAUUGAGCGGGAGCUCAAUGGGUACCUAGAGUGGAUUUUCAAGGCCGAGGAGGUCAUGCUGGCUGAGGAGGACAAGAAUGCGGAGGAGAAAUCCCCAUUGGAUGUGCUGAAGCGAGCGGCCACCAAGAAAAGCAGGAACGAUCUGAUCCACGCUGAGGAGGGUGAGGACCGCUUUGCUGACCUAGGCGCCAUCGGUUCUCCCUUUGCUCGCGCCAGCCUCAAGAGUGGGAAGAAUGACAGCUCCUCAUAUUUUCGGCGGAAGGAGAAGAUGUUCCGGUUUUUCAUCCGCCGCAUGGUGAAGGCGCAGAGCUUCUACUGGGCGGUGCUGUGUGUGGUGGCUCUGAACACACUCUGUGUGGCCAUAGUGCACUACAAACAACCUCAGCGGCUUACUAUCGCUCUGUAUUUUGCAGAGUUUGUUUUCCUGGGUCUCUUCCUCACAGAGAUGUCCCUGAAGAUGUAUGGCCUGGGGCCCAGAAGCUACUUCCGGUCCUCCUUCAACUGCUUUGACUUUGGGGUCAUUGUGGGGAGCAUUUUUGAAGUGAUCUGGGCGGCCAUCAAGCCAGGAACCUCCUUUGGGAUCAGUGUACUGCGGGCACUCCGGCUACUGAGAAUCUUCAAGGUCACCAAGUACUGGAACUCCUUACGGAACCUGGUGGUGUCUCUGCUCAACUCCAUGAAGUCCAUCAUCAGCCUUCUCUUCCUGCUCUUCCUGUUCAUCGUGGUCUUUGCUCUGCUUGGGAUGCAACUGUUUGGGGGACAGUUCAACUUCCAGGAUGAGACUCCCACGACCAACUUUGACACCUUCCCUGCCGCCAUCCUCACCGUCUUCCAGAUCCUGACCGGAGAGGACUGGAAUGCAGUGAUGUAUCACGGCAUCGAAUCACAAGGUGGAGUCAGCAAAGGCAUGUUCUCAUCUUUUUACUUCAUUGUCCUGACGUUGUUUGGAAAUUACACUCUGCUCAACGUCUUCCUGGCUAUUGCAGUGGACAACCUCGCCAACGCCCAGGAGCUAACUAAGGAUGAAGAGGAGAUGGAAGAAGCAGCCAAUCAGAAGCUUGCUCUGCAAAAGGCCAAAGAAGUGGCUGAAGUCAGCCCCAUGUCUGCCGCAAACAUCUCCAUUGCAGCGAGGCAGCAGAACUCAGCCAAGGCACGGUCAGUGUGGGAGCAACGGGCCAGCCAGCUGCGGCUGCAGAACCUGCGGGCCAGCUGUGAGGCACUGUACAGUGAGAUGGACCCUGAGGAGCGACUGCACUUCGCCGCCACACGCCACCUGCGACCUGACAUGAAGACACACCUGGAUCGGCCCCUAGUGGUGGAGCCUGGCCGUGAGGCACCUCGGGAGGGCUUUGAGUCCUCUGAGCCUGCCCGCCCGCCGUCAGGCCUUGCUGCCGAGGGCCCUGACCUGUCCCGACGGCACCACCGCCACCGUGACAAGGAUAAGACCCCGGUCCCCACAGUGGCCGGUGCUGAGCAGGACAGACCUGAGGCUCCCAAGGCUGAGAACGGGGAGCUGGGGGGCCGGGAGGAGCGACCCCGGUCACACCGCAGCCGCAGCAAGGAGCCCACAGGCCCCCGAGAAGGCCGGAGUGAGCGGCCCCGAGGCCCAGGCCUUGAGGGCAGUGGCCGGCGCCACCAUCGGCGAGGCUCCCCAGAAGAGGCAACUGAGAAGGAGCCCCGGCGUCACCACGCCCACCGGCACGUGCUGGACCAGGCCCGGGAGGGCACCGGAGCCAAGGGCGAGCGGCGAGCGCGGCACCGCGGAGGCCCCCGUGCUGCCCCCAGGGAGGCUGAUAGCACGGAGGAACCGGCUCGGCGGCAUAGGGCCCGGCACAAGGUGCUGUCCAAGCAUGACUCUCUGGAGAAGGAAGCUGUGGAGAAGGAGAGUGAGCAUCUGGACAAGGACAAGGACAGGGACAAGGAGCUCCGGAACCACCAGUCCAAGGAGCUGCGCUGUGAAGUGGAGGCCAGUGGGCUGCUGGGGGCGGGCCCUGUGCAUGCACUGCCCAGCACCUGUCUCCAGAAGGUGGUGGAACAACCAGAGGAUGCAGACAACCAGCGGAAUGUCACGCGGAUGGGCAAUCAACCCCUGGAGCCAAGUGCUGCCGUACUGAUCCCAGUGACACUGAUGGGCCCCCCAGAGGAGAACACCAUUGUGCCCAGUGAAAACAUAGACCUGGAGAGCCAAGCGGAGGGGAAGAAGGAGGCAGAUACCAGCGGUGUGAUGGGAGGCGGCCCCCGGCCAAUUGUCCCAUACAGCUCCAUGUUCUGUCUGAGUCCCACUAACCUGCUCCGCCGCUGCUGCCAUUACAUUGUGACCAUGCGGUACUUCGAGAUGGUCAUUCUGGUGGUCAUUGCCCUGAGCAGCAUUGCCCUCGCUGCUGAGGACCCUGUGCGCACAGACUCACCCAGGAACAACGUUCUGAAAUACAUGGAUUACAUCUUCACAGGCGUCUUCACCUUUGAGAUGGUGAUAAAGAUGAUUGACCUGGGACUGCUGCUACACCCUGGGGCCUACUUCCGGGACCUGUGGAACAUCUUGGACUUCAUUGUGGUCAGUGGUGCUCUGGUGGCAUUUGCCUUCUCAGGAUCCAAAGGGAAAGACAUCAACACUAUCAAGUCCCUGAGAGUCCUGCGUGUCUUGCGGCCACUCAAGACCAUCAAACGGCUGCCUAAGCUCAAGGCCGUGUUCGACUGUGUGGUGAACUCCCUGAAGAACGUCCUCAACAUCCUGGUCGUCUACAUGCUCUUCAUGUUCAUCUUCGCUGUGAUCGCCGUGCAGCUCUUCAAAGGGAAGUUCUUUUACUGCACUGACGAGUCCAAGGAGCUGGAGAGGGACUGCAGGGGUCAGUAUCUGGAUUAUGAAAAGGAGGAAGUGGAAGCUCAACCGCGGCAGUGGAAGAAAUAUGACUUUCACUAUGACAAUGUGCUCUGGGCUCUGCUGACACUGUUCACUGUGUCUACAGGAGAAGGGUGGCCCAUGGUACUGAAACACUCCGUGGAUGCCACAUACGAGGAGCAGGGCCCGAGCCCUGGGUACCGCAUGGAGCUGUCCAUCUUCUAUGUGGUCUACUUUGUGGUCUUUCCCUUCUUUUUCGUCAACAUUUUUGUGGCCUUGAUCAUCAUCACCUUCCAGGAGCAGGGGGACAAGGUGAUGUCCGAGUGCAGCCUGGAGAAGAAUGAGAGGGCCUGCAUUGACUUCGUCAUCAGUGCCAAGCCCCUGACUCGGUACAUGCCUCAAAACAAGCAGUCAUUCCAGUAUAAGACGUGGACGUUCGUGGUGUCCCCACCCUUCGAGUACUUCAUCAUGGCCAUGAUUGCCCUCAACACCGCCGUGUUGAUGAUGAAGUUUUACGCCGCACCCUAUGAGUAUGAGUUGAUGCUGAAGUGCCUGAACAUAGUGUUCACGUCCAUGUUCUCCAUGGAGUGUGUGCUGAAGAUCAUCGCCUUUGGGGUGUUGAACUAUUUCAGAGAUGCCUGGAACGUCUUCGACUUUGUCACUGUGUUGGGAAGUAUUACUGAUAUUUUAGUAACAGAGAUUGCGGAAACUAACAACUUCAUCAACCUCAGCUUCCUCCGCCUGUUUCGUGCUGCCCGCCUCAUCAAGCUGCUCCGUCAGGGGUAUACCAUCCGCAUACUGCUGUGGACCUUCGUCCAGUCCUUCAAGGCCCUGCCGUAUGUGUGUCUGCUCAUCGCCAUGCUCUUCUUCAUCUAUGCCAUCAUCGGCAUGCAGGUGUUUGGAAACAUCGCCCUAGAUGAUGACACAAGCAUCAACCGGCACAAUAACUUCCGAACCUUUCUACAAGCCUUGAUGCUGCUGUUCAGGAGCGCCACAGGGGAGGCCUGGCACGAGAUCAUGCUGUCUUGUCUAAGCAACCGUGCCUGUGAUGAGCACGCCAAUGCCAGUGAGUGUGGGAGUGACUUUGCCUACUUUUACUUCGUCUCCUUCAUCUUUCUUUGUUCCUUUCUGAUGUUGAACCUCUUUGUGGCUGUGAUCAUGGACAAUUUUGAGUACCUUACGCGGGACUCUUCCAUCCUAGGGCCUCACCACCUGGACGAGUUCAUCCGGGUCUGGGCUGAGUACGACCCGGCUGCCUGUGGGCGCAUCAGUUACAAUGACAUGUUUGAGAUGUUGAAGCACAUGUCCCCACCUCUGGGCCUGGGGAAGAAAUGCCCCGCUCGUGUUGCGUAUAAGCGCCUGGUACGCAUGAACAUGCCCAUCUCCAGUGAGGACAUGACAGUCCACUUCACGUCUACUCUGAUGGCCCUCAUCAGGACUGCACUGGAGAUCAAGCUGGCUCCAGCCGGUACGAAACAGCACCAGUGUGAUGCAGAGCUGAGGAAGGAGAUCGCCUCUGUGUGGGCCAACCUGCCCCAGAAGACCCUCGACCUGUUGGUGCCACCCCAUAAACCUGAUGAGAUGACAGUGGGGAAAGUCUACGCAGCUCUGAUGAUAUUUGACUUCUACAAACAGAACAAAACCACCAGAGACCAGAUUCACCAAGCUCCUGGAGGCCUGUCCCAGAUGGGCCCCGUGUCCCUGUUUCACCCUCUGAAAGCCACUUUGGAGCAGACACAGCCAGCUGUGCUCCGAGGAGCCAGAGUUUUCCUUCGGCAGAAGAGCUCCACGUCCCUCAGCAACGGUGGGGCUGUACAGACACAAGGGGGUGGCCUCAAGGAAUCGGUGUCUUGGGGCACUCAUCGGACCCAGGGGCUGCCCUCGGAGGCACAGACACCCUUGGAACGGGGCCACUCUGCAGAGAUUCCUGUGGUGCAGCCAGGAAAAUCGGCUGUGGAUGUCCAGAUGCAGGACAUGGCCUUGAGUGGCCCUGCCAGAGAGCCCCAGCUCGGGCUGGAGAGUCAAGGGCGAGCAGCCUCCAUGCCCCGCCUUGCAGCUGAGACACAGCCCGCCCCAGACUCCAGCCCCAUGAAGCGCUCCAUCUCCACCCUGGCCCCCCAGCGCCCCCCUGGGGUCCCACUCUGCAAUGCUGCUCUGGAGCGAGCCCCAGCGAGCCAGGCUACACACCACCACCACCACCGCUGCCACCGCCGCCGGGAGAGGAAGCAGAAGUCCCUGGACAAGGGGCCCAGCCUGCCAGCGGACACAGAUGGCGGUGUGUGGCACCCUGACAUCUAUCUGGGGUGGGGGAUUCAAGCAGCUAUAAACAAGCCCCGGCACUAGCUGGAGCCCUGAGGCUGAGCCACAUCCCAGGUCUGGGGACCAGCAGGAGGGCCCAAGUGAGGCAACCAGCACGGGGUCUGUCCUGGGGAAGGGUCUGUGGGCCUGGGG